AUGUUUUGGUUUAGAUUAGAUUUUUUUUGUGCAAUUUUUGCAUUAUUUUGUUCUAACGUAUUUUGUUCUACGCAAAAUGAAAAUGGUAAGAAUUAUGAAAUUUUUACGAUUGUGCUAGUAAUAUUCUAUUAUUUUUUAGGUCAAUACGCAACAUAUUUAAAUCUCGUCCAUAACGGAAAUAAAAGCUACUACAUCCAGUCUAGUUUUAAGGCCAAUUUUCUUGAAAGUUUUCAAUUUUGCAAAUCCAACAAAAUGGAAUUGCUCCACAUCGAAUCAAAAGACGAAAAUGACUUUUUGAGCGAGCAAAUCAGUAAAAUAGGUGGGCAUUUAGAAGAUGACUUUUACUGGACUUCUGGAACAAGAAUGGCUGGAAAUAUCGCAUGGAUGUGGUUGAGCAAUGGUGAACAAUUUUCAUAUACCAAUUGGAGACCUAAUCAACCGAGCGACUUUAAUCAAAUAUGCGUGGCGAUCAAUGCAGCAAAUAACGGGAAGGAAAAAUGGAAUUAUAAAUGGAGUGACAUUGAAUGCGAAAGGAAACAUUAUUUUGUUUGCAAAAUUACCUGGACGAAAAAAUGCAGUAAACCACUGUAUUAUAAGGACUACGUUUCGCCGGUAACGAUUCGUCGGUAAUUAAGUAUACAUACAUACCUUUUACCUUAUACCUUACUUUUCGAGUGCACUGUAUGUACUUUUCACUAAAGAUUACAUCUCAAACAUAUUUAACCCGUAUUCAGCGCCUUACAUUAACUUUAACGCGUGUUAUAUCAGGAAAUUCUCUGUUCCCAAGUACUAUCAGAAUGUUAUACCGGGAGAUCCACCGUUCCCAAGCAGUAUCAGCAGAUCGUAUUUCCAAAUUCUUGUUAACGCUGUCAGAACACUUGUUUUGCUAUUUCUAACAUUGUAUUUUUUCCAGUCAGUUCAUGAUUAGAUUUCGAGUUGUCUAAAUCGUAAAAUUUAUAAUUUGUAACUUUCAGUUUUUGUAGUGAAUAAAAAAUUUUAUUU
Molecule: messenger RNA, 1002 nt
Organism: Phyllotreta striolata
Lineage: Eukaryota; Metazoa; Arthropoda; Insecta; Coleoptera; Chrysomelidae
Source: the annotation of a GenBank genome assembly